AUGUCCGGAGCAGCUCGUGCAGCCCGCCGGGCAGGGGGCGGGGCGGAGGGGGCGGGGUCCGUGGGCGCGUGGCGGGAAGCGCGGCGGGCGAUGGCGGGCGUGGAGGGCGCACCUCGGGGCUCCUGCGCCGCUGGCCAGGUGCGCGUGGUGCUGCGCCCGCUGGCGCUGCCGGAGGCCUUGGGCCGCUGCGCGGAGGGGGCGGCCGGCGGAGCCCCCCCGGACCCCGCGCCCGGCCCGCGCCCGACGGCCGGACCCAGCGAUGGCGGCGGCGCCUCCUCCACGUGGCGCAGGGAGGAGGAGGAGGAGGAAGAGUCGGGCGCCCCGGGGCCGCUCUCCGCCUACGAAAGGAAGAGGCUGCAGAACCUGCAAGAAAACGCCGCCUUCUUCGCGUCCUUGCAGCUGCUGGAGUCAGCAGCAAGGCUUCGUAAAAUGACAACCAGAGCUCAUCCUUACAGAAUAAAAAGGGUUAAGCAGACAAAAACAGAAGUGAAGACAACCCUUCGAAGAUCGAUGCGCUUGCAGCGAGUAGAUCCCCUGGAAGUGCCCCUCCCGGAGACGCAAACUCUGGCAGAACCGUCAGCUGAAGAGCAGCCCCGUUUGCCACCAGGUCCCAUUCAGAUGAUACCUGCCAGCCAAGAUCACAUACCUGAAUCGACAGAAGAAUUUCUGAGUGAAUGGGCAAAAAUAAGUCAGGUCAAGCACAAGAAGACCGAGAUGUCUCUGCCACCUCACUUGGAGAGUUACAAAGCUGGUCUGCGUGGCAUGGUUCUCCGAGAAGACGCGGUCGCAAAAGUGGUCCAUACCCGGAUUUACUCUGUGGCUGUUCACCCAUCUGAAAGCACAACUUUGGUGGCAGCUGGAGACAAGGAGGGGCACGUGGGCCUGUGGAAUUUGGAUUGCUCCUUGGGAGAGGGGGUGUGUGCCUUUCUUCCCCACAGCCGGCCAGUUAGCUGCCUGCAUUUUUCUCCUGUGAACCCUGCCCAUCUUCUGUCCCUGAGCUUUGAUGGCACCAUGCGAUGUGGAGACAUUGCUCGAACCAUCUUCGACGAGGUGUACAGGAAUGAGGAGUACGCCCUUUCCUCCUUCGACUUCCUGGCAGGUGACGCCUCCACUUUGCUCGUAGGCAUGUGGGAUGGAAGGGUGACCAUUUUGGACACACGGACACCAGGGACAUCUGCUGAGCUUUCUGCAGAUCUUAAUUCAGUAGUGAGGACUGUCCACAUCCACCCAUUAAGCAGACAGUAUUUCAUUGCUGCGGGAGCCAGGAAUGUUGGCAUUUACGACAUCCGGCACCUGAAGAAGAGUGGAAGCCAGCCCGUAGUGUCUCUCACGGGGCAUUCAAAAAGCGUGGCUUCAGCCUAUUUUUCCCCUAUCACUGGCAAUCGGGUGGUGACCACUUGUGCGGAUGAUACCUUGAGGAUUUAUGGCACCAAUUGUUUAUCAUCGAUGGCUCCCAUUCUUACAACUGUCAGGCACGGCAACAACACGGGCCGCUGGCUGACAAGGUUCCAAGCGGUGUGGGACCCCAAACGGGACGAUUGCGUUGUGGUGGGAAGCAUGUCUCGACCGAGACGAAUCCAGGUCUUCCACACCACUGGAGAGCUGGUGCAUUCUUUCUCCAGCGAAGACUACCUUGGCUCCGUCUGCUCCAUCAACGCCUGCCACCCGGCCAGGUACAUUGUAGCUGGUGGCAAUUCUAGUGGCCGCCUCCACGUUUUCAAAGAGUGA
Messenger RNA from Euleptes europaea (tarantolino), 1728 nucleotides. It is a transcript of the gene WDR76, whose product is annotated as WD repeat domain 76. Gene Ontology annotation, molecular function: DNA binding; protein binding. The record is from RefSeq and is a predicted model, not a curated record. The transcript is spliced from 13 exons. Gene Ontology annotation, biological process: regulation of DNA damage checkpoint. Gene Ontology annotation, cellular component: nucleus. NCBI's taxonomy places the organism in Eukaryota, Metazoa, Chordata, Lepidosauria, Squamata, Sphaerodactylidae. Bases 1 to 1728 code for a protein of 575 amino acids.